GUCGCUGUCGCUUUCCAAAAAAAGCUCCCAAAUCGACAGCCUCAACUCAUCAGCGCACUACCAGAAGGGCCGGGAUAUCUGGAACACACUUCAGGUUGCACGUGAAUUUGGAGACGCAGACUCAAUAGUUUGCACUUCCGCACUUGGAUCAGGGAAGAGGAAACAUCUAUGAAGUGACUUGCCCUAAUCUCGUCUGAAUCAGUUUUUCUCAUCGUAAAUACAACAUACUUCUUAGAUUGGUUAUAAAAAAAAAAAACUUUUUUCAAAGAACCUGUUAUUGGUCUCUGGACCACGGGAACAUAAUACUGUCCAUAUCAAUAUGGUGUCUAUGUGUGUAUGUGUACAUAUUUAUACAGUCAGAUAUUUAAUGAUGUAAAAUUCUUAGAUGGUCCUGCUGAAAGGUUAAACAAUUUCUGGUUGUUUGCCUCUUAUUGUGAAAAAGUGACAUAACAGGGUGCAUAUAUUAAUUUUUGUGCUGUGUCCACACUAACGUUUACGAAAAAAAUACUCAGUGUGAAAUCUGGUGCAGCGGAUAAGUUUGAGUGCUGUGACCCUUGCGCUUCGAUCUGACAGAUCCACGGGCACCAUCAAGGGCUUUUAUAUCUUGUGUUUCAGAGAGCUUAAUCUGCUGUGUCAAUCCCUGAGAUUCUGGGCUCCCCCUGCCUGCCUGUUUGUCCCACAGCGCUCUGUCUGUCCGUCCGGCGCACGCUAAGACUCAGAGCAAGAGCAGCGGGAAGGGGGACUGAGGGGAACAUGGACAGAGCCAUCCGCCCCCUGGUCCCCUCAAAUGGCUGACCGUGGCGGGAGGGACCCUUCUGUUGACUCGUGCGCAGCACUUCACACAGCACCGCCCCUGGCUGGCACGGAGAGCUAGAGAGAGCCGAGGCCCCGUCCAGCCGAGCGCAUGUCCUGCCUGAGGCGCCAGCCUGUGACCAUCCCCAUGGACACUGUCAAGAUCAUCCAAUCGGAGAAGUUCCCCCACGAGUGCCCCGCGCCCGUCACCCAGCCCCGCUAUGCCCCCCAGCCGCGGGUGGCCUGGGACUGCGGGGGCGAGGGGGAGGUCAUCGUCAACCAGGCCUGCAGCGACCUGGCCCUGGACCUGACGGUGGGCACCAUGCCUCCCAGGUCUCUGGUCUCGCCGCCCCACCCGCCCCCACCCGCCCCGAGCCGCAGGGAGCGGGGCUACCUGGCCCAGCGCAAGACCAGCGCGGCCGAGCUCUGCUACCACGGCCAGUUCCACUACAAGAUGGAGGACGUCAUCGUCAACCAGUACGUCCUGCGCUCGGCGCCACCCGCCUCCAACGCGGUAGCGCCCUACGAGCCCCUGGACUGCCCCACCUGCGGCCACACCUACAAUUUCGCGGGCAAGCGGCCCCGGAUCCUCUCCUGCCUGCACUCGGUGUGUGAGGAGUGUCUGCAGAUCCUCUAUGAGUCCUGCCCCAAGUACAAGUUCAUCUCCUGCCCCACCUGCCGCCGCGAGACCGUGCUCUUCACCGACUACGGGCUGGCCGCGCUGGCCAUCAACACCAGCAUCCUGAGCCGGCUGCCCACUGACUCCAGCGCCACCGUGCAGUGGGGCGGUGACGCCGACCGCAGCUGCUACCAGACCGUGCGCCAGUACUGUCAGUCGGCCUGCACCUGCCAUAUUGGCAACCCUCUGUCUUCCUGCGGCAUCAUGUAGGGACCCCUGGACUGGCAUUCUCGCCCCACCUUCCCCCGCCCCCAC
This is a messenger RNA of Megalops cyprinoides (Indo-Pacific tarpon), 1726 nucleotides long. It is a transcript of the gene rnf208, whose product is annotated as ring finger protein 208. Gene Ontology annotation, biological process: protein ubiquitination. Lineage: Eukaryota; Metazoa; Chordata; Actinopteri; Elopiformes; Megalopidae. The record is from RefSeq and is a predicted model, not a curated record. Bases 905 to 1681 code for a protein of 258 amino acids. The transcript has a single exon. Gene Ontology annotation, molecular function: ubiquitin protein ligase activity.